Molecule: messenger RNA, 597 nt
Organism: Melitaea cinxia (Glanville fritillary)
Lineage: Eukaryota; Metazoa; Arthropoda; Insecta; Lepidoptera; Nymphalidae
Product: putative nuclease HARBI1
Exons: 3
Coding region: 1-597 (198 amino acids)
Source: RefSeq, a predicted model, not a curated record
AUGCAUACUUUAAAUAUGUUGUGGUGCGCUCAUAAUGAAGAAGUGUGGCUUAGGCGCCAAAAAAGAGUCUUAAAUCGUCAGUGCAUGGAGACAAUACGCGAAAUGCCAGAAACGUUAUUUGUGCAGCAAUUUCGGCUAGACAAAACGACUUUUCAAGCCCUUUGUCAAGAACUCCAACAAAACACUUCUUUAAAAGGAACCAAGGAGAUUCCCCUAGAAGUUAAGGUGUUAUGCGCUCUUAGUUUCCUAGCCACAGGAUCCUACCAGCGAAUUGUUGGCGUCACUCACCAUCUUGCCCAACGCACAGCUAGUUGGUGCAUCAGACAAGUUGUUGAUGCUUUGAACCACCCAGCUGUCAUGGCAAAAUGGAUUGUGUUUCCGAAAACACGACAAGAUAGAGCGUUAAUAAAACAAGAGUUCCAAAGAAGAUUUGGCCUGCCUGGUGUAAUUGGGUGCAUUGAUUGUACCCACGUAGCUUUAGUAAAGCCCAAUGAUGAAGAGUAUCUUUUUUAUAAUAGAAAAGGGUAUCAUUCAUUAAACGUUCAAAUGGUAGAUAUUAUAUUUAUAUAUUCUGGUUGGUAUGUUAUAGCUAGAUAA